This is a messenger RNA of Aspergillus aculeatinus CBS 121060, 1200 nucleotides long. Its product is annotated as putative C2H2 transcription factor. The record is from RefSeq and is a predicted model, not a curated record. The transcript has a single exon. Bases 90 to 1004 code for a protein of 304 amino acids. Gene Ontology annotation, cellular component: nucleus. Gene Ontology annotation, biological process: regulation of transcription by RNA polymerase II. Lineage: Eukaryota; Fungi; Ascomycota; Eurotiomycetes; Eurotiales; Aspergillaceae.
CUGCUCGUUCAGAGCCUUCCACAAUGAUUUCACAGAGAUCGAUGGACAAUCAGGUGCUGCUACCACCCGGCUCGUACAUCCCAAGUGCCAUGUCAUUGCAGAUGCAGCCGCACCUUUUUCCAGCGGCAGCCUUCCACGAGGCUUCUCUGUCAGCCGUCCAUGGGAUGCCUGGAAACCUGGGAUACGCACUCAGCCAACCCCACAGCAGAAACCCAGGGAUGGAGGCCGUCUUCUUCCAGCAGGGGCCUUAUACACCCUCAUUCUUGACAUCAUCCACCCAGCCCAACUUACCACUGUCGUCACAUCCACUGGCAAACACAUCUAAUCGAGUUUACUCUGUGCGCCCGGGGAGUUGGGCCACGCCGACAGCAACCCAGAUCCAGGCACAUACACCGACCCCAGAACCACAUACAGCAGCAGACUAUCACCUCACAUCACCCCAUCAGCACCACCCAACAUUAUCUCAACAGCAACUCACCCCUAUCUCCACCUCAACGGGCGACUUCGACCUCGAUCUCGACCUCGAUCUCGAUCUGGACUUCGACCUCGAUGAGCCCCCAUCACAACCCCCAACACAGCCCCACCACGUCGCAGAUGAGAACGCCACCGCCGCCAUUCCAUGCUCCUCUUCAUCCUCACCACCACGCUCCCAGUACCCUCACAAUCACCACCACGUCCAUCGAGAUUUGACGAACUAUGGCAUUCCCAACCCCGACGGAACAUGGCGCUGUGCCUACCCAGGGUGCUCCUCACAAGCCCUCUUCCGUCGUGGCUGCGACCUCCGCAAACACUACAACCGACAUCGCAAGCACCUGUUCUGUCGCUACGAGGGUUGUCCACAGGCCGUGCGGGGUGGGUUUUCCAGCAAGAAAGACCGAGAUCGACACGAAGCGAAACAUAACCCCGAAAUUCCAUGUGAGUGGGACGGGUGUCGUCGGGUGUUCAGCCGAAUGGAUAACAUGAAGGAUCAUGUGAGAAGGAUCCAUAAGAGGCGCGACAUUUGAGAGAAUUCUCUCCCUAGGUCUCCUGUCUCUUCUUCAGUCGUCAUAUUCAACGAAGGGGGCGGGGCAGUUUCCCGUUUCGAUACAACUUCCGGAACAAAAAGCUUUCUCGCCCCCAGGGGACAAACACUUUUGAGAGGUGGGUGGAAAGUGGAGGGUCCGAACAUGCUAGAAUGGAACCAGUCAGCGACAUACAAAC